Xiphophorus maculatus (southern platyfish) is the source of this 2900-nucleotide messenger RNA. It is a transcript of the gene gper1, whose product is annotated as G-protein coupled estrogen receptor 1. Lineage: Eukaryota; Metazoa; Chordata; Actinopteri; Cyprinodontiformes; Poeciliidae. The transcript has 3 exons. Gene Ontology annotation, molecular function: nuclear estrogen receptor activity; G protein-coupled receptor activity. Gene Ontology annotation, biological process: G protein-coupled receptor signaling pathway; cellular response to estradiol stimulus. Bases 712 to 1770 code for a protein of 352 amino acids. Gene Ontology annotation, cellular component: membrane. The record is from RefSeq and is a predicted model, not a curated record.
UCUGACAUGUAGUUUUAACUAUGAGACAUUAUAUAGACAAGUGUGCCUCAUUUUAGAUCUUGUUCUAAUAAUGAACUCAGCAGAGGUGAACUCUUAAUACACUUGUUGAGGAUGAUCGAUCGGUGGAAACAGGAUGCACCUGAUUUUCUGUGACAUGACCACGGCUGAAGGGCUGGGCCAAACGGUAGGUGGUGCAGAAGAGAAGCCUGGAAGUGGGAUUUCCAAAUCUUUGGCUUUCUGACUCUUCACUGGACAAGCAUGGAGAAGCAAUACAUCCCAAAUAUAAACUUAGGCGUUACAGCAGUAGCAUCUCAAGGCUUUUCUCACUGAAUAAAGAUCCACGGAACAAAGCAGCACUCCAAUCAGAUGACUCAAAAGAGGAGAAAAAAAAACCCUUCUUAAUCUCCCGAUCCCACGUUCAACAACUGGAACGAUGCGCCUCGUCCGAGGCAAAGGUCAAAGUUGAUUUCGAGACAUGGAGGUCCUUCUGUUUUUCAUCACAAACUUACUGGCAGAUGAAACUUGAUGUCAAUAUGGGGUCAAAUAUCCCAUAAAUGUUUUACUAGCUUGACUUCUGUCAGCAUGUCAAUACAGCAUAGAUGACUUUCCCUUCAAAGAGAGAAAACUGGGAACUGGUUUGGUGUCAUGAUGUAGCUGCUGGAUGUGACUUACAUGUGGCUUUUGAUCUAAAACAGGUUGACCAAAAUCAGUAUGGAAGGGAGGUCAUCUGCUUUGAUUUGGAUAUAUAAUAACACUACGGAGGAACUGAACACUUCAUUCAGAAACAGCACAACAAGUGAAAACUAUGAAAAAUACCAGUUUUACAUGAUUGGCCUCUUCUUAUCCUGCCUGUACACUAUCCUUCUCUUUCCAAUUGGAUUUAUUGGAAACAUCCUGAUUUUGGUGGUAAACCUGACCCACAGAGAGAAGAUGACCAUUCCUGAUCUCUACUUUGUGAAUUUGGCUGUGGCUGACCUCAUCCUGGUGGCAGAUUCCCUCAUUGAGGUUUUUAACCUAAAUGAAAAAUACUACGACUACGCCAUCCUCUGCACCUUCAUGUCCCUCUUCCUCCAGAUCAACAUGUACAGCAGUAUCUUCUUCCUAACUUGGAUGAGCUUUGACAGAUACAUCGCCUUGGCCAGCUCCAUGAGCAGCUGCCCAUUGAGAACUAUGCAGCAUGCCAAGGUGAGCUGUGGUCUCAUCUGGAUGGCCUCCAUCUUUGCCACCCUUCUACCUUUCACAAUAGUACAGACUCAACACAGGGGUGAGGUGCAUUUUUGCUUCGCCAAUGUCUUUGAGAUCCAGUGGCUGGAGGUGACCAUUGGCUUUUUGCUCCCCUUCUCCAUUAUCGGUCUAUGCUACUCCCUGAUUGUUCGAAUCCUCAUGAGAGCCCAGAAGCACCGUGGGUUGUGGCCCCGGCGGCAGAAAGCUCUGCGGAUGAUUGUGGUGGUGGUUCUGGUGUUCUUCAUCUGCUGGUUACCAGAAAAUGUCUUCAUUAGCAUCCAGCUGCUGCAGGGAACAGCCAACCCAUCGAAGAGGACUGCUACCACCCUGUGGCACGACUACCCGCUCACAGGUCACAUUGUUAACCUGGCGGCAUUCUCCAACAGUUGCCUCAACCCCAUUAUCUACAGCUUUCUCGGAGAAACCUUCAGGGACAAGUUGCGUCUCUUUGUCAAGCAGAAGGCCGGUUGGUCAGUAGUGAAUCGCUUUUGCCACCACAGCCUUGAUUUACACCUCUCUGUCAGGGACAAAGUUUCAGAAGUGUGAUUGAAAUAACUAGGACAGUUUUUAAAUAAACUUAUUCUAUAAAAUUUUUCAUAUUCCAGUCAGAUAGUUAUUCUCUUUUAGAGUUACUCAGCUUCAUCCGGUUGCGCCUUAGAUAAUUUGCUUGCUUUAUGAACAAAAAAAAACCCUCUCGAGUAGUAAUAAAAAGACGAGUUUGUGUGUGUUCUUAAGAAGAUAAACUAUGAGUGUGUUGAAGUGUUUCUUUUUGACUUAAAGUUGUUUUCCUUUCAAGAAUUGCUGUGGCAAAGAUAAAGGGAACUGAUAUCUAACAACAAAGAGGGAAGCGUUUGCUCAGGAUAAGUAAAAAUAAGGUGUUGUAUGUUGCUAUCCAACAUACAAACCUCCCUGAACAUUUCCUGUACCAUCACCUGUAAGAAAUCAGAGGCUCUUUCAAGGCCGUCUCAUAGAGGAAAUGUUCCAUCACACUGAAUCUAAUCAGGUUAUCUAUUUGAGCUACUGGAGCUGGAAGGGUCAUUUCAAUUACCAAAACCACAUUUCCCUUCCAGUAUAUAAAGUAAAAAUGGCCUUUAGCAAGAAGCUUACACAUGUGUACCAUGAAUCCGUGAAUUAUGAGUAUGCAGCCUUACAAGCGCAGAACAGUCAAAGACACAGCAAAUAUAAUCUGUAUUGUCUAUGCGUCUGUCUUAUACAAUAUUCUAACUCUGUUUUGUUGAGCAGAAUAUCAUCAUAUAGUCAAACUUUGCCUAGAUUAUUCCAAAUAAACGUUCACAUCCCUGACUUGUUCCCACUUUUCGAGAAAUAUCUGCCUAAACACCUUAAAACAAUGUUUUGUAUGCUCUGUUGGUUAUCACCUUUAUUUUAUUACUAUUUAUAGAAAAUUUUAAUCACUGUCACGUUUUGAGAUGACGUAACCCUUGAUGACCUUAAUAAAUUUUGACCGCAUUGUUUUCUUGUUCUGUGAUCUUAAAUUAAAAACAAAUGUUUAAACAUAUUGUAAAAAAUUCUAACAUUAUUGCAAGUGAAUAAAAAGCUGGCUGUUGAUCUGUUUUGUCAGAUCUUGUUAAGUUGAGGGUGGUGAGAAGAGGCAGGUGAUGUUUGGCAUGGAGAAAUAAAGACUGAAAAAGCAUAUUUGUCAGUGUUCAAACAUAGCU